Nyctereutes procyonoides (raccoon dog) is the source of this 3039-nucleotide messenger RNA. It is a transcript of the gene SCART1, whose product is annotated as scavenger receptor family member expressed on T cells 1. The record is from RefSeq and is a predicted model, not a curated record. NCBI's taxonomy places the organism in Eukaryota, Metazoa, Chordata, Mammalia, Carnivora, Canidae. Gene Ontology annotation, cellular component: membrane.
GGCCCUGGGGACCACAGGGCUAUGAAGGCAGUUCUCUGGCCCUUGGGACUGGGGACCCUUCUCCUCACUCUCGAGUCAGUCCCCAUUGGUGGGCCGCCGCACCUGCGGCUGGGGUACAGACACAGCCCCUGCGAUGGAGUGGUGCUGGUCGGACGCGACGGGGAGUGGGGACACGUGUGCAACCAGGAGUGGACGUUGGCGGAGGCAUCCGUGGUCUGCAGGCAGCUGGGCUGCGGGCCCGCCGUGGGCGCACCCAAGUAUGUCCCACUGCUCGGGGAGACGCUGCAGCCCCAGCUGCACAACGUGUCCUGCAGGGGUGACGAGCCCUCCUUCUGGGACUGCAGCCUCGGGGCCUGGACGCAGACCGCCUGCCCUCACAAGUGGGUGGUGGUGGCCCUGUGCGCGAACGGCACUUUUCGGGAGAUCCGGCUGGUCAAGGGCCGCAGCCCCUGCGCCGGGCUCCCCGAGAUCAGGAACGUGAACGGCGUGGACCGCCUGUGCGGCCUGCACGAGGAGGAGGCCACGGUGUUCUGCAGGGAGCUGGGCUGCGGGCGGGCGCUGCAGGCCCCCCGACGGGCCGCGGCUGGCAGCAGCCGGUACAUGACGUGCCAGGGCACCGAGCCCACCAUUCGAAACUGCAGACUCAACAACAAUCUCCGUGGCGGCUGCGACUUCCAGCAGGACGCGGAGGUGGUGUGCUCAGGACACGUGGAAGCCCGCUUGGAGGGUGGCGAGCACCCCUGCGCCGGGCGUCUGGAGGUGAGGCGGGGCCUGACCUGGGGCACCGUCUGUGACGCUGACCUGGACCAGGCCACGGCCCACGUGGUGUGCCGGGAGCUGCGGUGCGGCUCGGCCGUGUGGGCCCCCGGCGGCGCGCACUUCGGCCCGGGCUCUGGGCCCGUGUGGACUGAGGCCUUCCAUUGUGUGGGCAACGAGUCUCUGCUGUUCCACUGCCCUCGGGGGCCUGGGCACCAGUGUGGGCACCGCCGCGAUGCUGGGCUCAGGUGCUCAGAGUUCCGGCUGGUGAACGGCAGCGGCGGCUGUGAGGGGCGCGUGGAGCUGCAGGUGCAGGGGGCCUGGGCGCCCCUCUGCGCCGCCCACUGGGACUUGGCGGAUGCCACCGUCCUGUGCCACCAGCUCAACUGCGGCAGCGCAGAGGCCACGCCCCCCGGAGGCCACUUCGGGGCCGGGGACGUGGGCAUCUGGCCUGACGCCUUCCACUGCGCGGGCACAGAGCCCUACCUGUGGCACUGCCCCGUGAGCACCCUGGGCAACCGGGCCUGCGCCCCGGGGAGCGCGGCGGCCGCCGUGUGCUCAGGUCUCCCGCACGCCCUGCGGCUCAGGGGCGGACACAGCCGCUGCGACGGCCGCGCGGAGGUCUCCCUGGACGGCGCGUGGGGCCGCGUCCUGGACGCCGCGUGGGACCUGCGCGCCGCCGCCGUGGUGUGUGCGCAGCUGGGCUGUGGCCGGGCCCACCGGGCCUACGACGCGCCCCCCCCCAGCCGCGCGCUCCCGGUGGGGCUGAGCCGCGCGCGCUGUCGGGGCACCGAGACCCGCCUGACCCAGUGCAACGUGUCCAGGUCCGCGCUGGUGCCCGCGGGCGCCUCCCGGGACGCGGGCGUGGUGUGCUCGCGUGAGUGGGUCCCGGCCCCGACGCCCGCCCGACGCAGGGCGCUCCCGACCCCGACCAAGGGGAGCCGGCGCGUGCGGCUGGCGGGGGGGCCCCACCGCUGCGCGGGGCGCGUGGAGGUGCUGCUCGGGGGCGCGUGGGGCACCGUGUGUGACGACGGCUGGGACCUGCGGGACGCCCAGGUGGUCUGCGGGCAGCUGGGCUGCGGCCACGCCCUCCGCGCCCUGGGGGCCGCGCCCUUCGGGGCCGGCUCGGGCCGCAUCUGGAUGCGGGAGCUGCGCUGCGGGGGCCGCGAGUCCGCGCUGUGGCGGUGCCCGUCGGGGGGUGCGCAGGGCUGCGGGCACAAGGAGGACGCCGGCGUCGUCUGCUCAGAGUCAGUGGCUCUGAGGCUGCGAGGUGGCACCCAGCGCUGUGCUGGGUGGCUGGACGUGUUCUACAACGGCACAUGGGGCGCCGUGUGCAGUAACGCCCUGCAGGACAUCUCCAUGUCCAUCAUCUGCAAGCAGCUGGUGUGGGGAGCAGGGCUGGCUGGAGAACAAGCCGGUCCCCACUGGCUCGGGCCCCUCCUGGGUGGACAACAUCGAGUGCCGCAGGCUGAGAAACUCUACGCUGUGGCAGUGCCCCUCGGCGCCGUGGCACCCACAGUCCUGUGCCCCUGGAGAGGAGGAGUGUCAGAGAAGAUGACACAGAAUUCCGGGGAGCCCCUCAACUGCUCGUCCACCCACAGCUGCCCAGGGGAGGCCAUGCUGCGUGUGCGUGGGGGCGAGGACGGCUGCUCAGGCCGCGUGGAGCUCUGGCACGCCGGCUCCUGGGGCACCGUGUGUGACGAUUCCUGGGACCUGGCGGACGCAGAGGUCGUGUGCCGCCAGCUGGGCUGCGGGCCAGCUGUGGAUGCACCCACGGGAGCUACCUUCGGGCCGGGCUCAGGGCCCGUGUGGCUGGAUGAGGUGGGGUGCCGGGGCAGCGAGGCAUCCCUGUGGAGCUGCCCCGCGGAGCCCUGGGGACUCGGAGACUGCGGCCACAAGGAGGACGCGGGUGUGCGCUGCUCCCGUGACAGGGGACCCCUGGUCCUGCCGCCCGCUCUGGCGCACACACCAGGAGCCCCCCUGGCCCGUCCGCCUGCCCUCAAGGCUGGGAACCUGCCCAUGAUGCUUUGCUUUGUCCUCGGCACCCUCCUGGUGGCCGUCUCCCUGGUCCUGGGGGUGCAGUGGUCCCGCGGCAGGAGAGCCCACAGGGGUUCCAGGAUGUGGGGGAGUCUGCCCUUGGAAGGCAUUUAUGAGGACAUCGGCGCCGUCCCCAUGGCGGACCAAGGCGAGGGACCCACAGUGUCCGGGACCCCGACCCCAGAGGAGGAGUAUGAUGACGCUGGGGAGCCGGAGCUGGGCGCCGAGGAUGAGGAGGAGGAGGAG